Messenger RNA from Trichogramma pretiosum, 549 nucleotides. RefSeq lists its product as uncharacterized. The coding region runs from base 1 to 549 and encodes 182 amino acids. NCBI's taxonomy places the organism in Eukaryota, Metazoa, Arthropoda, Insecta, Hymenoptera, Trichogrammatidae. The transcript has a single exon. The record is from RefSeq and is a predicted model, not a curated record.
AUGAAUAUCCGCUCGACGCUUCCAGUCCGCUCCUGGGGUGCGACGAUGCAGGACGACGACGAGACGGGUGAAGUAGUGCCGCCGUCAACUACUACGGUUAAUCAGCAGCAUGAACACGAACACGAUCAGCAGCAGCAGCAGCAGCAAGACGAGGUGGAGCUCGCCAGGGGCCAACUGGCCGCGAUCCUGGGCAGGGCGGGCAAGCUCGAGCUCGCGCCCCAGCUGGUGCUGGCCACGCGGCCCGCCAAGCGUCUGCUGGCGCGCACCAGCGGCCUGUUCGGCCGUCACGCUUGGCGCUGCGCGACGUGCGCGUUGUUGUUGACGGCGCUCGUGUACCUGUGGGCCCGCUGGCCGACGCAGCAGCGGAUCGAGACCGUGAGGACCGUGCUCGGCAGGACGGUGAGUGUCACUUUUUUUUUCCUCUUUGUCGUCGUCGUCGUCGUUUUUGUUGUUGUUGUUGUUGUUGUUGUUCGAGGCUUACGUGUAGGCCACCACCCGCGUGAUUACACCUACGUUCGCGUAGAGACGUCUCUCUCACCCUACUUUUAA